UGUUUUGUCCAGAUGUGGGGAAGGUGUACGGUGUUCUUGGGCAACAAUCAAGCAGAUAAAGCUCUGAGAAGCUCUCGCCUUUUAGUGUUGUGAUAUCCAAACAAGAAGAAGAUGAGAGGCCCUCUGUUGCUCGCAGGACUGAUAAUCAUCACAGCUUGCAUUCAAUCUCUGUGUGCGUCAGACAGUUGCCGUGAGGAGGUGGCUCGUCUGCGGGAACAGGAGAAGCUUCUGAAGGGGCAGCUUCAGAAACGAGAGCUCCUCCUACACAGAUUACAACUGCUCUACCAACCUGGCAACAAGGAGAAAGACAGAGUCGACCAGAGCCAGGACGCCCAGUACGCAGACUGCUCACAGAUCUUCAGUUCUGGCUCCAAAUCCAGUGGUUUGUACAGAAUCAAACCCAGUGGCAGCCCCUCUCCAGUUCAGGUCUACUGUGAUAUGAGUGAAGGUGGAGGUUGGACUGUCAUACAGAGACGCAUCAAUGGAACAGAGACAUUUAACAGGUCAUGGGCUGAAUAUAAGAACGGUUUUGGAGACGUGGAUGCAGAAUUUUGGCUUGGAAAUGACAACUUGAAUUACAUCACUGCACAAGGAAAUUAUUCCCUGAGGAUCAGCUUGGAAGACUUUGACGGUAACCAGCGCUACGCCGAGUACAAGAAUUUUAAAGUAGCCGAUGAAAAGGAUCACUACCGACUUACCUUCGGCGCCUACAUAGGUACAGCUGGAGAUGCUUUGUCUGGUACCUACCAGACUGGUGUGUCAGAGUGGGCCAGUCACCAGGACAUCAAGUUCAGCACCUACGACCAGGACAACGACAACUACAAAGGAAACUGUGCACAGGAGGACAAAGGAGGCUGGUGGUUUAACAAGUGCCACUCGGCCCAUCUUAAUGGCAGAUACUACCCCAGUGGGCACUACAGCGCUGCGACAGACGACGGUGUGGUUUGGUACACAUGGAGAGGGUGGUGGUACUCGCUGAAGACCAGCAUCAUGAGGCUGCGACCCGUCGACUUCAAAAUCAAUGCCAUCGAUGACCCCAAUCGGAUCCAGCACAGCCCGCCUUCCUAAUCUUCUUGUCUUGGCAUUUAGAUUUAUGUAAUACUUGGUGUAGAAUCACAUUUCAAACGUAAAAACACACUCUGACAGAAAUCUAAUCCUAUAAUCUUCUUAAAUUACACAGGAACAUAUUUGUAUGCUAAACACUGAAUGAUUCCUGAUUAGAGGUACACUUUCUGUGUUGUGAGACCAUCUGGACGGAAACAAGGCUCUGAUUACUCAUAUAGCAACACAUUUGGAAUUGAAUAACUAAAUUUUACUCAAGUUCUGUACUUAAGGGCAAUUUUGAGGCACUGACACUUGAGUAUUUGUGCUUCCUGCUGCAUUAUACUUUCCACUUCACUACAUUUCAGAAGAAAAUAUUGCACCUCCUGCUGCACUACAUUCUUCUGACAGCUUUACUUUUACAGCAAAGAUUUUAUACAAUAGAUAAUACAUUCAGGUUUUAAAAAGGAACACAUAGUUACAGAAUAAAUCAGUGGUUUUAAACCUUUUCUUUUGCCUCUUCCAAAAAAGCAGUAUGCAGUCGGGCUCACAUUUCAGAUGUCUUUAAGCUGUUGACAGCUUCACCAAAUAGGGAUUUUUCUCUCUAAAUCUCACACGUGGUUUUAUUUCAGCAAAUGUCUCGCCAAAGAUAAAAGACAAGAGAAAAACUACAACAGAUUUGUGUAUCAGAAUUUUGCUUUUUUCGUCUUUCCUUGCCCACUAAUCAUGUGACGAGCCCUCAAAUUUAUUUGCUGUCUCUGCAAAUAAAAUUGGAUAUUUAGUAGUUUAAAGUAGCUCCACCUGCAGCAGCUACACUAGAAACAUGCUGCUGAGACACUGAUGCUUCACUAUUGAUAAUCUAAUGAUAUAUACAGUAUAUCCCUCACAGAGACCAAAGCGAAUCUUUAUAGUCAUACUUCGGCUACAUUUGGCUGUUAACACUCACAUUACCUUUACUUAAGUAGGAUUUUUCAUGCCGUACUUGUAAUCUUGUAAUUUAUAUUGCUGAACUUGUACUUUCGCUGAAGUAAAGGAUCUGAACACAUCUUCCACUGCUGUAAGAGUAAUUUAGAGCAUCGGGACUUGUGAAACUCGCUGCCUGUUUUAGAGACAUGAAUGUUGCAAGAGGAAGUAGAAUGCACACACAGCUGUCUGUUUUGGUGGAGAAAAGGGGAAUCUGAUGUCAGUGAACGUGCCAGACACAGGCAGAAACAUUGGACCGAAGGCGGUGAAAGGAGCCAUUAUCAUGUAACUGAAAAUGGCUGCAGCAACAGUGUGUUUAACAGUAACGUAAAGUCAAAGAAACACGUCUUCUUAUUCUUAAAGCUACAACGGCAGGGAUUGUGCUGAGAGCAGCCCUGGGAAAUGUCAUGAAGAUUCACAUGUAGAAGAUUUUUUUUUACAUUCAUUGAAACAAAGAAUGGCAGAGAUGUUACUCGUGGUUUGGGGUUUUCCAUUUUGAACAUACGCUGUGCUUUGUCUCUCACUUACAGUUUAAUGUAGUGGCUGCAUCUCCAUACACGCUGCCAUUUGCAUUGAUACCAUGAUUCAAGGAAUAAAACAAGGAAAUAAA
Molecule: messenger RNA, 2614 nt
Organism: Stegastes partitus (bicolor damselfish)
Lineage: Eukaryota; Metazoa; Chordata; Actinopteri; Pomacentridae
Gene: fgl1
Product: fibrinogen-like 1
Exons: 7
Coding region: 112-1068 (318 amino acids)
Biological process (GO): blood coagulation; fibrinolysis; platelet aggregation
Cellular component (GO): fibrinogen complex
Molecular function (GO): extracellular matrix structural constituent; protein-macromolecule adaptor activity
Source: RefSeq, a predicted model, not a curated record